Molecule: messenger RNA, 399 nt
Organism: Fusarium keratoplasticum
Lineage: Eukaryota; Fungi; Ascomycota; Sordariomycetes; Hypocreales; Nectriaceae
Product: Peptidyl-prolyl cis-trans isomerase
Exons: 3
Coding region: 1-399 (132 amino acids)
Biological process (GO): rRNA processing
Molecular function (GO): DNA binding; peptidyl-prolyl cis-trans isomerase activity
Source: RefSeq, a predicted model, not a curated record
AUGGGCAAAACUAACAAGGGCGGCGACAAGGGGGGUAAAGGCAAGGGAGGAAAGGAGAAAAGCGAAAAGACCAAGGAUAGUAAGGACGCUGGAGGCGGCAAGGCAAAGGGUGCUCAGAGCAUCAACGUCCGCCACAUCCUGUGUGAGAAACACGCCAAGAAGGAAGAGGCCCUGGCAAAGCUCAACGAAGGCGUCAAGUUUGACGAGGUCGCGCGCGAGUUCUCCGAGGACAAGGCGAGGCAGGGCGGUUCGCUUGGAUGGAAGACCAAGGGUAGCCUAGACCCAAAGUUUGAGGAGGCAGCUUUUGUCCUUGAGCCAAGCACCACGGCCAGCCCCAAGUUUGUCGAGGUCAAGACUGAGUUUGGGUAUCAUAUCAUCAUGGUCGAAGGACGAAAGUAG